Molecule: messenger RNA, 3077 nt
Organism: Lineus longissimus
Lineage: Eukaryota; Metazoa; Nemertea; Pilidiophora; Heteronemertea; Lineidae
Product: lanosterol synthase-like
Exons: 15
Coding region: 363-2552 (729 amino acids)
Biological process (GO): cholesterol biosynthetic process; triterpenoid biosynthetic process
Cellular component (GO): lipid droplet
Molecular function (GO): lanosterol synthase activity
Source: RefSeq, a predicted model, not a curated record
AGCCUUGGGGUUCUUUGAGCGAUGACGAGCUUCCCGGCGUAAAAUGUCCUUGCGCAUGUCGCACAUUCCAUUUUCCCGCCAAUAAUGACGCAAUGAGUUCAAUGACAACACCGCACACCGGACCGCCACGACUGUUCCACUACCCACCGCCUGACUGAAUCAGGCCAGAUAUAAAUUUCAAUCCGAUUGGCUAAAAAUAAUCACCAUUGUUAGAUAACAGGGAAUUCCCCACGUGAAUCGUCUAGUCGACUGUUCGAGUCCAAAAUUCAAGGACGUGGGACAACCUGUUGAUUGAGGACCAAUGCCGAUUUUACUCCGGAUUUAAACAGGAAAUCUUAGUACGAUAUCAUCCCGAAGCCACCAUGCCGAAGUAUAAGAACACAAUGAGAAGAAACAGGGGAGGCCCCUACAAGACAAAACCGGCAACGGACCUAACAAAAUGGCGUCUGAGAUGUGUGGAAGGGAGACAGGUUUGGGAGUUCGGGGACAAUGGCCGGCCACAGACUCUACUGGAGCUGCACUCACUCGGAUUGGACACGCAAAGUCUCGCACCGCCUCUCCCCCAGGCAUCGACUGCAAAACAGGCGGCCUACAACGGAAUGGCGUUCUAUUCGAAACUCCAGGCGGAAGACGGCCACUGGGCUGGAGACUAUGGCGGUCCCCUCUUCCUGAUGCCCGGGCUUGUCAUCGUGUGUUACAUCACCAACACGCCAUUCACGCAAGAGCAGAAGCUCGAGAUGAUACGAUACUUGAGAUCAGUUCAGUGCCCGGACGGAGGCUGGGGCCUGCAUAUUGAAGGACCCCCAACGGUGUUCGGAUGUGCUCUCAACUACGUUGUGAUGCGUCUUCUUGGUGUGGGGCCUGAUGAUCCUGACAUGGUCAAAGCCAGGAACCUCCUUCACAAAAUGGGUUCAGCCAAAGCCAUUCCCUCGUGGGGGAAGUUCUGGCUUGCUGUCAUGAACCUUUACAGCUGGGAUGGCAUGAAUAGUCUCUUUCCCGAGAUGUGGGUCUUCCCAAAGUGGAUUCCAAUCCACCCGUCCAAGUUGUGGUGUCACUGCCGCCAGGUGUACCUACCAAUGGGCUAUUGUUAUGGUGCUAGGCUGGCUGCCAAGGAAGAUGACAUGGUCAGAUCUCUGAGGAAGGAACUAUAUACAGAAGACUAUAACAAUAUAGAUUGGGUUGGAGCAAGGAACAACGUAUCAGAAGCUGACCUCUACUCGCCCCACAGCUGGCUUCUGGACGCUGCCUAUAAGGUACUUAAUGUGUACGAGGCUUGUCAUAGCAGUUGGUUCCGACAGAAAGCACUGAAAGAAUGUUACGAACACAUCUGUGCCGAUGAUGAGUUCACCAAAUGUAUCAGUAUUGGACCAAUUUCUAAGGUCAUUCAAAUGCUUGUCCGGUGGUUCGUUGAUGGUCCAGAAUGCCCAGCAUUCAAGCUCCACCAAGAGAGAGUUCAGGAUUACCUCUGGAUUGGUCUUGACGGAAUGAAAAUGACCGGUACGAAUGGUUCCCAGUUGUGGGACACCGCAUUCGUCGUCCAGGCAUUUAUCGAAGCAGAAGGCCACCGCCACCGCGAGUUUCAACAGACCAUGGACAUGGCACACAAGUUUCUCCAGAUCACACAGAUACAGGACAAUCCACCGGAUUAUCAGAAGUAUUAUCGGCAAAUGAAUAAGGGCGCCUUUCCCUUCAGCACCCGUGACUGUGGUUGGAUUGUUUCGGACUGUACCGCCGAGGGCCUCAAGUCCGUCCAGUACCUCCAGGAAAGAUGUGUCUUUCUCAAGCAGACGAUACCAAGGGAGAAGCUCUACCAGGCCGUCGAUGUGCUGCUGGACAUGAGGAACAGUGACGGUGGUUAUGCAACUUAUGAAGAUAAAAGAGGCGGCGUCCUGCUUGAACUUCUAAAUCCGUCGGAGGUAUUUGGUGAUAUCAUGAUCGACUACACGUAUGUUGAGUGUACAUCAGCCGCCAUGCAGGCCCUGAAGCACUUCACAGACAGCCAUCCAGAGUACCGUGCUCCGGAGAUCAAGAAAACCCUGACUGACGGUCUUGAGUACAUCAGAGGGAAGUUGAGGCCUGAUGGGUCGUGGGAAGGAUCCUGGGCGGUGUGUUUCACGUAUGGCGCUUGGUUUGGGUUGGAGGCGUAUGCCUGUAUGGGAUACAGGUACGACCUUGGGACGGAGACCAAAGAAAUCAAAGCAGCCAUCGACUUCUUGCUGUUCAAGCGAAUGAGCAACGGAUGCUGGGGAGAGAACUUCGAGUCUUGCGAGGAAAGGCAAUACGUCCAAUCUGACUAUCCACAGGUCAUCAACACUUGUUGGGCCUUGAUGGCUAUGAUGGCUGUAAGGUACCCGGAUGUCAGCGCCCUAGAGCAGGGUAUCAAAUUCAUCAUCAGCAGACAACAGGACAACGGAGAUUGGCCUCAGGAGAACAUCAGCGGGGUCUUCAACAAAUCGUGUGCCAUAAGCUACACCAGUUACAGGAAUGUGUUCCCUAUUUGGACUUUAGGGAGGUUCUUUCGCUUGUACCCGGAUUCAAAGCUUGCUCAGUGAACACCAGUAGUAGAAAUGUGUUCCCUUGGACUUUUGCUUGUACCUGGAUUCAAUAAACACUAUAGUCAUCAUAGAUAUGUGUUCCUAUUCCGGAUUUAGUGGACACCAGUUAUAGAAUUGUGUUCCCUGGAGUUGGAGAGGUUCUUUUGAUUAUACUCGGAUUCAAAGCUCCCUCAGAGAGUUUGUUCACAUUGGACGUGAGAUAUUUCACUUGAACCCAAAUCAGGUCUGGUUUCUUUUUGUUUGCUUCGGAUAUCUUGGCUUUCAUCUUGUCUACUGUGGGCUAAAUGUAAUAUAUCGGAUGGACCUAAAAAAGCUGAACUGCGUGAACUGUUGAAUAUCUCGAAGAGAUUUAGGAAUACAGGGAAGUUAACUCCAUCCAGCCCCAUGUUCAAAUGUGAAAGGAUAAUAGACAAACGAGAUAACAGAGAUGUGUUUUAUAUACAUAUAUAUUAACAAUUCAUAUCACUGUAGUAAAGUUCUGUUUCCUUGUGUGCCUCAAGCAAGUUAUUGAAAUAAAAGUUG